Molecule: messenger RNA, 1056 nt
Organism: Eucalyptus grandis
Lineage: Eukaryota; Viridiplantae; Streptophyta; Magnoliopsida; Myrtales; Myrtaceae
Product: flavanone 7-O-glucoside 2''-O-beta-L-rhamnosyltransferase-like
Exons: 2
Coding region: 1-1056 (351 amino acids)
Molecular function (GO): UDP-glycosyltransferase activity
Source: RefSeq, a predicted model, not a curated record
AUGCCCUCCCUCAAAUCUGCCUUUGACACUGCUGGCCCGGCCUUCUCCGACCUCAUCGAUGCUCUCAAACCCGACUCGGUCAUCUACGACUUCCUCCAGCCCUGGGCCCUGAAAGCAGCUCGCGAAUGGGGGCUCCCCGGGGUGGCGUCCCUCUUCUUGCCCUGCAGUGCAGCGGCGGUGUCAUUCCUAACCCUCCACAGCAUGGACCCAGACGGAGAGUACCCCUUCUCACCGCUGAGGGUCGAGAGGAGCGAGAGCGAUAAGAUCAUGCAGUUCGUACACAACAAGGCCAAUGGCACGAAGGACAUGGACCGGCUCUUAGAGAGUAUCAGGAGGUCUGAGGGCGCGAUCCUGAUCAAGACAUGCAGAGAGAUCGAGGGCAAGUACGUGGACUACCUCGCCAAGCUUGUUGGCAAGGAGGUCAUCGCUGUCGGGCCUCUGAUUCAAGAACCGGCAGCAGGCGAUGCCAGAGAUGAUGAAGGGGAGAUAAUGAGGUGGCUGGAGGAGAGAGAGAGCGGCUCGGUGGUGUUCGUGUCGUUCAGGAGCGAGUGCUUCCUUUCGAAGGAGGAGAUGGAGGAGGUGGCACAUGGGCUGGAGCUGGCGAGCGAAGAAGCGGGGUUCGUGUGGGUGGUGAGGUUAUCAGGAGGAGACGGGGAGAGGGUGAGUGUUGAAGCUUUGCCUGAAGGGUUCCAGGAGAGGACCAAGGACAGAGGCAUGGUGGUGGGUUUUGUAAGUCACUGCCGUUGGGGCUCAACAUUGGAGGCAAUAGUCUUUGGCAUACCCAUCAUAGCCAUGCCGAUGCACCUCGAUCAGCCCUUAAACGCCAAACUGGUGGCAGAUCUUGGGGUUGGCAUGGAGGUCCGGAGAGAAGACAGCAGGUUCAAGAGGGAGGAGGUGGCAAAAGUGAUCAAGCAAGUGGUGAUUCAAGAAGAAGGGGAGCAAGUCCGGAAAAGGGCCAAGGAACUGAGUGCGAGGAUAAGGGAGAGGCAAGAGGAAGAGACGAGCGCGGUGAUGAAGAAACUGGAACAACUUUUUGGAAAACAGAACGACUUUUAA